AUGAAUAUUCAAGAAUGGAUAUCUAAUGUUACGGCUGAAUACACCGACGAAAUGUUCAUACCACUGACACCACCACCAUCUAGACACGAUGAAGAAAGUGACGCGACGUCAAUAUCGGACUGUUCAAUAAUUAGAUCUGUUAUUACCAAACGUAAUUGUACUAUUGAUCAAGCCAAAGAAGAUGAUGUUAUCACAGAUGUUCUCGGUCCAAAUACAAAUUGUGAUGUUGAUGACUCCGAUGCUAUAUCCGUAUCCACUGUCAUAUCAAGUAGUCACAGCUUUAAAGACGCGCAUUGCUAUCAUAAUACAACUACCAGCAUUCCUUCUUCUGAUGAAGCAAUUAUAGAAUGGAGACAGGACAAGAUUCACAGUAAUUCGUUUCUGCAUGAGCCUCUUUAUGACUUCAACCGCACACUCUCACCAGAAGCUAGACAGAUGAGUUGUCCUCUAUACAACUUUAAUCAUCUGUCACCACAAGGAACAAUGAGAACAGAUGGUUCUCAUUACGAUUUCAAUCAUCAGCUUCCGCAAGUUAAUAUGUACAACUAUGCUUCCUGCAAUCAAAAUAAUCCACCUCUACCAGGAUCCAUACGAACUAACUGUGUAACGUGUAUUCUACCAACUAGCGUUAAAACUACCAUUUUUCUUGGAGGAUCAGUAAAUAUUUCUCUGAAUCGAUAA
Messenger RNA from Dentiscutata erythropus, 681 nucleotides. The record is from the annotation of a GenBank genome assembly. Lineage: Eukaryota; Fungi; Glomeromycota; Glomeromycetes; Diversisporales; Gigasporaceae.